Klebsormidium nitens is the source of this 4299-nucleotide messenger RNA. NCBI's taxonomy places the organism in Eukaryota, Viridiplantae, Streptophyta, Klebsormidiophyceae, Klebsormidiales, Klebsormidiaceae. The record is from the annotation of a GenBank genome assembly.
AUGGCGACCGCUGUCAGCAUGAUGUCAGACGACGAAAUCAAUGCAGCGCGAGAGACUGAAGAGGACAAGGAGGCGGGGUUUGGGGCUCUGGCAUCUGAGAGAGGCAUGUUUCCAUUGCGCUCUGUCAAGGUGUUUGCCAAGCUCACAGGACUCUGCAGCCACGUCACACUGGACCAGACCUUCCUGAACGCCUUUGACACUCCCCUGGAGGCGACCUACAUUUUCCCGCUCCCUCCGCAAGCGGCGGUGACGUCAUUCCGGCUGGAGGUUAAGAACCGGGUUGUGGAGGGAGUUAUUAAAGAGAGGGGGGAGGCAAGGCAAGAGUACAGUCAGGCGGUGCAGACUGGCCAUAGGGCGGCAAUAGCCGAAGAGGAGCGGCAAGGGGUCUUCUCCAUCCGUGUCGGCAACAUCGGCUCCGGCGAGAUCGCUUCCGUUCGUCUCACAAUGGCUGCGCCCCUCCCCUUUGCCGACGGCGAAGCGACAUUCCGUUUUCCGCUCCUAGUGGCCCCACGCUACAUUCCGGGGGUCGGACUCAGCGGAAUGGACGUUGGUGGGGGGGUCGGGAAGGACACAAACGAGACCCCCGACGCGUCGAGGAUCACCCCCCCGCAGCGUGUGACACUGCCAGGCUUUCCGGACCCGAUUCAUCUGGGCAUUGAGGUCGAAUUUGACGUCACCUCGCUGCCGGUCUCCAACGUCCGCUGCAGCCUGCACACCGUCGAAGUUUCCGACGUCUCCCAAACCGCCACGUCACCCACUCUCGCCAUCCGACGGCUCAGAUUGGAUCCCACCGGGGACUGCCGCCUGAACCGAGACUUCAUUCUGCGCUUCAACGUGGUUGACAACAGCGCUCUUGAGAAAGUGACGGCAUCGCUUAUGAUGUCUGACGAUGCGGAUGACGAAUCAGAGGAGGGCACGUGGCACCUGACGCUGGUCGCGCCGCAGGGGGCCGGAAACGCUGGAGGAAAGACCCCCCGAGACGUCGUCUUUGUCGUAGACCGGUCCGGAUCGAUGGCGGGGUGGAAGAUGCUGGCUGCUCGCGAUGCGAUCGCGAAAAUGGUCAAUAGAUUGUCGGAUGAGGACAACUUCACGGUUCUCGCCUUCGACAACAGCAUCGAGAGCCCCCUCUUCACCACGGGAACGCCUUCGAGCGAUCAGUGGGGUUCCUCGUCUUUCCCUCAAAGGAGCGCCUUCGGUCAACCGGCCUCUACAAGUGCAUUCGGCCAAACAAGCAUCUUCGGCAAAAGUCCCUGUUUGAAUGCAUUUGGCGGAACCACCCAAACGAGGGCCUUCGAUCAACUGGCUCCUACAGCAGCAACCAGCGGACCGCCCCAAACCAGCCCCUUCGGAAAGACCCCUUCUGCGACCACUUUUGGCGGACCCCCCCAAACAGGCCUCGUUGGCCAGCCCCCCUCUACAACGACGUUCGGCGCACCCCCCCAAACCGGCCUCUUCGGCCAGCCCCCCUCUACAACGACGUUCGGCGCACCCCCCCAUACCAGCAUCUUCGGUCAACCGCUCCCUCCGACAGCCACCCUCCAGACUAGCCUCUUUGCUCACACCCCCUCUACGAAGGCGUUCGGUGCACCCCCCCACUGUGGCCUCUUCGGUCAGACGAGCGCCACCCCCCCACAAACAAGCCUUUUCGGCGGGACCCCCUUCACGAACGCCCCCAUAACCCACCCCCCGCUAAGUCUGUUAAGUCAACUGGUGGUUCAUUCUCCCCCGACAAACCCAGGUUCAAACGCCGCGAAUUUAGUACCCGCCAGUCAAAACAACCGCCAGAGAGCGGCGACCUUUCUUUCCAACUUGACCGCAAGGGGGGGCACCGAGAUGGCCGCGCCGCUGCUCGCGGCCGCGGACGCGCUCCGGGGUUUGGGAGUUUCGGCCGCGCCGGCGGAGGAUUCCGGCGGAUUUUGGCCGGCGCGCGGGGUGGAGGACGCGCCGGUUAGGGACCGGAUUAUGGUGCUGGUUACGGACGGUCAGGUCGGGAACGAGGACUGGAUCCUGGGACAGCUGGCGCCGAAGCUGCAGGGCGUCCGCAUCUUUACCCUGGGCAUCGACCAGUCCGUCAACGAGGCCUUCCUCCGUCGCCUCGCCGCCCUUUCCCCGGGGGGCGCUUGCGAGCUCGUCGAAAGCCAGGGCCGCCUCCGAUAUGCUAUGGACCGCAUCCACCGGCUUAUAUGCGCGCCCCUUCUCACGGACGUCCAAAUCGACGGACCGCGCGGCCGCGGCGUCGAGCCGCUCGCGCACACUGUGACACCGAGUAGCUUGCCGGGGCUUUUCCCCGGGGUACCGGUCGUGGUUAGUGGACGGUACAGGAAGAGGGGUUACGGGGGUUCGGAGAUGGAAACCAGAAUUAACGGCGAAGAGGGGCAAACCGGGCAGGUUAGCAAGGGAAGCGGGCAGGUUAGUGGUUCGGUCGACCAAACCGAGGGGGAAACCGGGCAGGUUAACGGCGAAGUCGACUGUUCAGAGAGCGAAACCGGGCAGGUUAGCCGGGGAAGCGGGCAGAUUAGCGGUAAACCCGAGAACACGGGGGAAGAGACUGGGCCUGUGGAGGAGUCGAUUUACGUAACGGUAACCGGAAAGACAGCGGCCGGGGAAAACGGAACGGAGAUUGUGCUUGCGCAACAAACCCUAAACCCCGCCCUGCGUGCACUGUGGGCGCGCGCGCGGAUCUGCGACCUGGACGAUCAGUUUGCCGUCGCGGCCGCGCCGCGCGCGUCCCAAACCCCAAAUCCCGACGAGCUGCGCGCGCGCAUCCUGGAAACGUCGCUGCGCUUCCAGGUCCUGAGCCGCUUCACGGCUUUCGUGGCCGUCGAUCGGGCGGAGAAAGUCGACGGGGCGCUGACACGUGUCACGCAGCCGGUGGACGCACCGGCCGGGUGGAACUUCGUCAGUCUUAGCCCGAGCUUUUCCCCUCCCCCAGCUAGUUACGGCCCUCCCUCCGCAGGCCUUUUUGGCGCCAGCCAAACCCCCCAAGGCGCUCCGUUUGGUACUUUUUCCGGUCCCUGUUUCGGCCACCCGUCUCCAAUCUUUGGUGGCAACCAUUCUUCCGGGUUUGGAGCCUCGGUUACCGCUUCGCGCGAAGCGUCAACCGGGUUUUCUAACCCAAGUGCGUUCGGCCCAGCUCGGAAGUCGACCUGGGGCGCAGACUCGGGGGAGCAAAAUAGCCCCUUCGGUCAGAAAACCAGCGGAACGUUUGGACAGGGGACCGGAUCAGCCUUUGGUCCAACCCCAGCCUUCGGCGGGGGGGGGGCACUCUUUGGCUCCACUGCUGCCGCUACUUGGUCGGGGUCAGCCUUCGGAUCUCCGUCUCCGACUUUCGGUUCAGGGACAGUGACGUCAGGCUUCGGUUCAACGACUGCCAUUUCCGGUUCGGCCCGGGGGUCAUUCUUUGGUGCAACAACACCCGCUUUUGGGUGGGGGAACUCGCACUUUGGUUCAACGGCUGCCAGUUCCGGUUCGGGGAGGUCAUUCUUCGCUGCAACGGCGACAGGAUCUGUCUUCGGCCCACCGGCAACAACCCCCACUUCUUCAGCCUUUGGCUCGUCAGCUCCCACUCCCAAUUUCGGUGCCCCCUCCUCCGCACCUUUCGGAAACCCCAAACUUAGCGGAUCCCCCUUUGGCGAACCCUCGCCUUUCACCGUUCUUGGAAACGCGCCUCUCCCCGUUCAAACGUCCGGUUCCGCUUCCGUCCCGGCCUUUGGAUCGUCCCCCUUCGGUUCCCCAGCCCCGGGCACUCACAGCGCUUCGACCGGGCAAACCUCCGGCGCCUCACCGACCGGGCCAAACAUCUUUGGGGCGUCUACCGGGGACGAUUCGGGGGGAUCCCCUUUUGGGGGCGGUUUCGGCUUCGGGGGCGGUUCGGGGGGAUCCCUCUUUGAGGGCGCUCCACUUCCAAGCGAAGAUACAGAGAGCUUUUCUUUCGAGGAGUUACGCGCGGCGGCUUUGGCCGUUAAGUCCGGGGGUUCAGAGGUUGGCGGGGGUUCUGCCGCGGCCGCGGCUUCGGCGCCGCAGGGUUUUGAGGCGCCGGUCGGAACCCUGGCCGACACGGUUGCGGUCUGCCUGCGGACGGUACGUACCCUCGGUACGGGCGGACUUAGCGCAGCUAUGGUGGAGACAGUCUAUGAGGAGCUUGUCACUCAUUUGAAGGAGCUCGUGAGUCGGCUGGAUCCUGGGGAUCAGAAAAGGGUUCUGAGCGGCGCUCUGUGUAAAGUGGAGGCUUCGGGGCCGGAGAGCAAAGUGGACGAGUUUGUCCUCGCGACCCUGGAGUAUGUUCUGAAGCGGAUCUAG